This is a messenger RNA of Lolium rigidum, 1405 nucleotides long. Its product is annotated as putative F-box protein At5g60060. Bases 68 to 1159 code for a protein of 363 amino acids. The transcript has a single exon. The record is from RefSeq and is a predicted model, not a curated record. Gene Ontology annotation, molecular function: protein binding. NCBI's taxonomy places the organism in Eukaryota, Viridiplantae, Streptophyta, Magnoliopsida, Poales, Poaceae.
GAGACCGAAUAAGGAAAAACAGAGUGGGAGAAAAUCUCUUUCUGCCCGGAAGGAGGUUUUCUCCCAAAUGGCUUCCCCGCAGAAUCCCCGGCGGCGGCAGCUUGGUACGGGGCAGUCCGCCUGGCCGGAUCUCCCACCGGAGCUCCUAGAGAGCAUCUUAUGCCGCCUCGGCCCGCUCGGCCGUGUCGCCGUCCGCCUGGUCUGCUCAUCGUGGCGGUCGUGCGCGCGAGCUUCGAUCUCGUCUGACCUCACCUUCGAGGCGCCGCGCCUCCUCCUCCGCCGCCCCGGCUCCUGCGGCAGCCUCGCGUUCUUCAGCCUCCGCCGCGAUGAGAUCCUCCCUUUCGCCCUCCCCGGCCGCGUCAACGCCGGCCGGUGCUGCGGCCAGAUCGGCGGCUGGCUGGCGAUGGCCUUCGACGAGGAGCGGGCGGUCGAGCUCCACAACAUCUUCUCCGUUGAAUCCGUGGCCAUGCCCCGGGCCCCCACCUUCCCGGUGGCCAAGAUCGUGCUCUCCGCGCCGCCCACCUCCCUGGGGUGGGUGGCCGCCGUGCUGGGCAGCCUGGGCACGCUCGCGCUGCUCCAGCCGGACGUAUCUGGCGGCGCCUGGACCACGAUCGCGGCGGGGGCGGAGCACAGGGCGUUCAGGGACGUGGCGAUCUGGCGCGGGCGGCUGUGCGCGCUGAGCGACGACGGCACGAUCCGGGCGUACCGGGCCGACCUCCGCGCGCGCGUUGCGGCCGUGUCGGACCUGAACUACGGGCUGGUGUGGCGGUGGCGGUGGCAGCAGCCGACGUACCUGGUGGAGUCGGAGGGGGAGCUCCUGCUGGUGAGGAAGCUGUACAGGGUUGAUGGGGACUCGGUGGAGGUGGAGGUGGAGAUACGCCGGUUCCGGCCGGAGGAGCGCAAGUGGGAGGAGGUGAGGGAGCUCCCUGGGAGGGCGGUGUUCGUGGGGGCGGUCGCGUCGGUGGCGGUGCUGGCGACGGCGGCGCUGCCGGGGGUCCGGGAGAACUGCGUCUACUUCGCGCGGCGGGAGGUGGACAUGAUGGUGCCGCACGCCGUCGGCGUGUACUCGCUGGGGGACCGGGAGACGGCGGUGGUGGCCAUCGCCGGCGGGCACUCCGUGGAGGUGGAGCCCGUGUGGAUCAUCCCCUCGGUCGCCUGAACCCACGCGUCGGCGUCCAGGAAUUAUCAGCCCGCUUCCUGCUUUUGUUGCGAUGGAUGAAACUUAUCCGCGUGUGUGUUCUUUUCCCUUCAGUUUUUUGGUGAGGGAAUUUUUUUCUUUCCGAAACGGAGCACUGCGAACUUUGUAUAACUACGAAGUGCAAUGCUGGUUGUAAUGUUGUUCUAUCUGCUUUGUUCACACUGUACAUACUGCCAGAAAAAAGAUGUUCAGAGUGUAACAUGUAUA